AUGGCUUCCUCGUCUUCCAAUAACAAUUAUGAGGAAUCUGAAAAUGACCCCUUUGAUCAAUUUUUCGAGCAAGCCUAUACACAAAAUUUUGAUCAAGCUUUUAAUCAAAUUUAUGAUCAAACGUAUGAAAAUCUCUACAAUGCUUAUGUUGCUCAGCAGGAGACAAGCAAUCCAAGGAAGAAAAGAGCUUAUAUUGAGAGGAAUCGCGAAGAUGGCCACAACUGGUUGUGGAAUGAUUAUUUCGCAGAAAAUGCAACAUAUACCGAUAAUCUCUUCCGCCGGCGUUUUAGAAUGAACAAGCCAUUGUUCAUGCAUAUUGUUGAGAGGCUUAGCAAUGAAAUUCCCUAUUUUCAACAGAGGAAUGAUGCUUCCGGAAGACCUGGUCUCUCAGCACUUCAGAAGUGUACAGCAGCUAUCCGUCUCUUGGCGUAUGGUACCGCUUUUGAUACGGUUGAUGAGUAUCUUCGUCUAGGUGAAACUACGGCUCGUAAAUGUUUGGAACAUUUUGUAGAAGGAGUAAUUGUUCUCUUUGGGGAUGAGUACCUCAGACGACCCACUCCAGAGGAUCUUCGAAGACUACUUGCUGUUGGAGAGUCGAGAGGGUUUCCCGGGAUGAUAUGA
This is a messenger RNA of Eutrema salsugineum, 621 nucleotides long. RefSeq lists its product as uncharacterized. The transcript has a single exon. The coding region runs from base 1 to 621 and encodes 206 amino acids. NCBI's taxonomy places the organism in Eukaryota, Viridiplantae, Streptophyta, Magnoliopsida, Brassicales, Brassicaceae. The record is from RefSeq and is a predicted model, not a curated record.